CAUGGGGUCACUUAAAACCCCUUGGUACACAAUUACACACCAGUCAUCACACUGAGACCUUAUAAACAUGACAUGCAUACACCCCUGUGAAAUUACAUAAAUGACCUUCAAUAUCUUCAUCCUCAAAACUCAAAUUACACUCUUCCCCUCUUCCUACUCUGGUUUUUUUCUUGAUUUGCAGGUGUUGCACCUUGUUAAAGAAACAAUCUUUUUAGAUUUUCUGGGGAUCCAUUAGUGAUAAUUAUGGAGAUUAAGGAAACUAAAUAUAGUUCAGGAUAUGGUAAACCUCCUUGGAUUUUUAAGGGCAGUGCCCUGUACCAGUUUCAUCUUGUGAAAGCAGAAAUUGCUAGAGCUAUCAUUCCUAAAGAGUUCAGAUUAGUUGAAGCUUUUGGGUACACUUUAGGAGGUUUUUUUCUAGCAAACUACAGUGAGAGCCCUUUCGGACCCUUUGAUGAGCUUGUAGCGAUCGCUGGAAUUGUGUGGAACCCACCAACGUCUCAUGCAUGGGCAGCAAGGGUUUACGUCAACAGCGAUAACGCGUGCACGCAUGGAAGAAAGGAAUUCGGGCUUCCAAGUCAAGUUGCCACUUUUUCUAAGAGUAUAACGGCCAUAUCGGAUAGACCAGAGAGAAACGGCAAGGGUAGUAAUGUAAAUAUUCACGUAGCUGAAAUCGAUGGUCCUGUGACAACGGGCCUCUAUGAUAUUCGACUCGAGUCUCCUAUUUCAAAGACGAAUCCGUUGAAGUGGCUGGCUUUGGGCCCGACGAUCAAGAUGUCGCUUCCGAGCUUUAGCGGCCACACAGAGUAUAUACCUCAGCUUCUUAAGUACAGUUGCCAGAUUGAGUGCAGGGUGAAACCUACAUCGCCGGCAAGAGUUUUAGGGUCAACGGACCGGAUUGGAUCCCAAAAUGUGGAGUUGAAUGAAAGUUCAAAGAAAAGAGAAAUGAGCAUAUCAGUUAUGCUUUCAAAACCAAUAUUAGCACUGGAGUUCAACUGCCUGAAGAUGGAGGUUCAACCUCCUAUUGUAGUCUCAAAAGGCUCACAUCACCCCUUGGAACAUGGAUAUAAUAAUUAACCUUUUUGUGUUCUUUCUUCCAGUUAGAUAAAUUUUUUUUUGGAAAAAAAAAAUUAUUGCACUUUGUUGUACUAGUGUAUUCUUCACCCACAUAACAGGACGAGUAUACUGAGAAUGUCGCGUCAUAACACUAUGUACCCGACGUGUUUAUGUGCAUCCAAUGCUUGUUUGGUCAACA
Messenger RNA from Helianthus annuus (common sunflower), 1252 nucleotides. Its product is annotated as protein NEOXANTHIN-DEFICIENT 1. Gene Ontology annotation, molecular function: lyase activity. Bases 244 to 1074 code for a protein of 276 amino acids. The record is from RefSeq and is a predicted model, not a curated record. The transcript is spliced from 11 exons. Lineage: Eukaryota; Viridiplantae; Streptophyta; Magnoliopsida; Asterales; Asteraceae.